CCAGUCUCGUGAUCUGAGAGCGCGUUUUCCCUAUAACAUGUAGCAUGUGUUUUCAUUUUGCGGGACGUUGUCUUUGUUUAUAGCGUUAAGCUGCUAUGCAAAUAAAUCUGAUUAAACUCGCAGUGCUAACGAUUAUUUUAUUCCUUGCGAAUUAGGAGCGAAGAAAUUGCGAGACGGCAAUGGCGACCGGAAAUGAAUCGCACGUGCUGAUCGCGAUGGACGAGAGUCCACACAGUGACUAUGCUUUUGAGUGGUAUCUUGAGAACGUCCAUAAGCCUAACACCUACGUGAUUCUGUUUCACGCCGUAGAGUAUCACAUGAUAGCUACAAUGCCCAUGGGAGUCGGAAGCGCGGAACUGAUCAACCAAACAAUAAUGGAAGAAAAGGGUCGCGCGGAGGCAUACUUGAAGAAACUCACUACUAUGAUGAAGGAACAUCAUUUGCACGGUAAAGUGAAGCAGACGACAGGCCCGCCAAGGACAGAGAUAAUCCGGGUUGCAGAAGAGGACAAAGCUGACGUCAUUAUAUGCGGCACGCGCGGGAUGGGCACGGUGCGCAGAACCCUACUGGGCAGCGUAAGUGAUCACGUGAUGCACCAUUCGCACGUGCCAGUUCUCGUCUGCCGUCAUAAGGACGACCCCCAUCACCAUCAUCUGGGCCAUCACCACGAGCCACAGAAAGAAAUUAAAAUGUAGUUUGUACUGAAAUGAUUAUCAAGCCGUUGCUUUAA
Dreissena polymorpha is the source of this 730-nucleotide messenger RNA. RefSeq names its product universal stress protein in QAH/OAS sulfhydrylase 3'region-like. Bases 180 to 695 code for a protein of 171 amino acids. The transcript has 6 exons. NCBI's taxonomy places the organism in Eukaryota, Metazoa, Mollusca, Bivalvia, Myida, Dreissenidae. The record is from RefSeq and is a predicted model, not a curated record.